Molecule: messenger RNA, 2628 nt
Organism: Populus trichocarpa (black cottonwood)
Lineage: Eukaryota; Viridiplantae; Streptophyta; Magnoliopsida; Malpighiales; Salicaceae
Product: G-type lectin S-receptor-like serine/threonine-protein kinase LECRK3
Exons: 1
Coding region: 180-2519 (779 amino acids)
Biological process (GO): recognition of pollen; protein phosphorylation
Molecular function (GO): protein serine/threonine kinase activity; ATP binding
Source: RefSeq, a predicted model, not a curated record
AAGUAAGAGCAAGGAUUUCCACCAAUUGGUAGGGAAACGCGGUGGAUUUUAUGGCUAGACUUUUAUGUUUUGAGUGCCUGGCUUGACUGCUGGAAACCAAAGAAAGAGACUGGAGUGCUGGAACAAUAGACAUCUUUAUAUUGACACUCCUAUACCACACAAGAGCUAAAUCCCUAUCCAUGGCUUCUAUCAUCUUUUUUCUUCUUCUCGCCUUAUCUUUUACAGCUUCAGCUCAAAGACAGACCAAUAUAACCCUAGGAUCUUCUCUAACACCUAUCACAAACUCCUCAUGGUUGUCGCCUUCCGGUCUUUAUGCUUUUGGAUUUUUCCGACAACGCAACGGCUAUUCUAUAGGGGUUUUUCUAUCCGGGAUUUCACUAAAGACUGUUGUGUGGGCUGCUAGAAGGGAUGAUGCCCCAGUCCCCAGUAAUGCGACCUUGCUCUUCACCAGUGAUGGCAGGCUUGUCCUGACAUCAGCACAAGGGGGUGAGACUUUGAUAGUUUCUGCUUCCCAGCCAGCUUCUUUAGCUUCUAUGUCUGAUUCAGGCAACUUUGUGCUAUAUAAUUCUGAUCGCGAGAUUAUAUGGCAGAGUUUUGACCACCCAACAGAUACCCUUUUGCCAACUCAACAGCUCAAAGCAAGGGCAGAGCUGUUUUCUCCUGUUUCACAAACUGACCUCUCAACUGGUAUUUACCGACUCAAGAUGCAAAAUGAUGGCAACCUUGUGCAGUAUCCUGUUAAUACUCCAGAUACAGCUCCAUAUUCUUAUUUUUCAUCUUUUACUGAUGGGAAGGGAGAUAAUGUGACCCUAAAUCUUGAUCCGGAUGGCCAUCUCUACCUGCUCAAUUCCACAGGUUUCAACAUAAAAAACAUUACAACUGGAGGAUAUCCCACGAAAGAAACAAUUAAUAUGAUGAAACUUGAUGCUGAUGGGAUUUUCAGAUUAUAUUCACAAAAUCUGACACGGAAUGGAAACAGGUCAGAUGUGUGGCCGUCCACAAGCGACAAGUGUGACCCGAAAGGAUCAUGCGGUCUUAAUGGAUAUUGUGUUAUGAAGGAUAAGGAAGCUGAAUGUACUUGUCUUCCUGGAUUUGAGUUUGUUAGCCAGGGAAAUUGGACUUCUGGCUGUGAGAGGGAUUUCGAUGCUGAAAGUUGCAAAGACAAGAAUGGAAGUAGCACAUACACCAUGGAAGAGCUGUCUAAUACUGAGUGGGAAGAUGCUUCAUACUCCGUUUUGUCAUCAACAACUAAAGACAAUUGUAAGCAAGCCUGUUUGGAAGACUGUAACUGUGAAGCAGCAUUAUUCACUGAUGGACAGUACUGCAGAAAGCAAAGGCUUCCUUUGAGAUUUGGGAGGAGAAAAUUGGGAAGUACGAACUUGGCUGUCGUCAAGGUGGGCAGACCCAUAUCCAUCAUGGACAGAAAAGACUCAAAAGAGCCUAUAACCGAGAAGAAGAACCUUGGCACGGGCAGGACAAUCCUAAUAAUAAGUUGUUCAUUUGUUGCUUUUGGGCUUGCUAUGGUCCCGAUUUGCGGAAUCAUCAUUUACAGAUAUCAUGUAUUGGCAUAUAAAAAGGUGCCCAGUAAUGAUAGUACAGGAUUGAAUGAGGAAUUUGCUCCUCGAGCUUUCACUUAUGCAGAGCUAGAAAAUGUUACUGGUGGUUUCAAGGAAGAAAUUGGCAGGGGAUCAUUUGGGACAGUAUAUAAAGGGAUAAUAUCAAGUAAUCAGAAGGUUGUUGCUGUCAAGAGACUGGAGAAAGUUCUAGCUGAAGGGGAAAGAGAAUUUCAGAAUGAGAUGAAAGUCAUUGGGAAAACACAUCACAGAAACCUAGUCCGUCUCCUCGGCUAUUGCCAUGAUGGACAUCACAGGCUCCUGGUAUACGAGUACAUGAGCAAUGGCUCCCUCGCUGACAUACUCUUCUCACUUGAAAAACGACCUUGCUUCCCUGAAAGGUUGGAAAUUGCUCGCAACAUUGCAAGGGGUAUUGUUUAUCUACAUGAAGAGUGCGAGACUCAGAUCAUCCACUGUGAUAUAAAACCUCAGAAUAUACUAAUAGAUGAAAGCAGGUGCCCCAAAGUUUCUGACUUUGGAUUGGCAAAGUUGCUGAAGUCAGACCAAACUAAAACCUUCACAGGAAUUAGAGGGACGAGGGGAUAUGUAGCACCAGAAUGGCACCGGAAUAUGCCGGUGACAGUUAAAGCAGAUGUUUAUAGCUUUGGAGUUAUGUUGUUGGAGAUAACAUGUUGUCGAAAGAAUGUGGAUUGGAGUCUUCCAGAGGAUGAAGCUGUUCUCGAACAAUGGGUUUACCAAUGUUUUCAGGACGGUGAUAUGGACAAACUCGUGGGUGAAGAAGUCGCCGAAAAGAAACAGUUAGAUAGGAUGGUUAAAGUGGGAAUUUGGUGCACUCUUGAUGAGCCAUCCCUCCGCCCUUCAAUGAAAAAGGUCCUCCUGAUGUUGGAGGGGACAGUCGAAAUCCCAAUCCCUCCAAGUCCUACUUCUUUUAUUACUGCUAUAUAAAGCUGCGUUUUGUGGUUCAGAAUAAGAGAUUCAUCUGCACAGUACUGUAUUUUAUUUUUCAGGUCAUGUAUUCCUUUUCUUUAUAAAAUUGCUAUAUGUUUACGCAGCA